ACAAAGAAAACUCAAUCAGAUUUAAACCUUCACGAUUGCUCCACAGGAAGAGAGCACUAAGUUUUCAGAAGGAGUUUUCAUUUGAAGAUAAAGAAGAACUUGCAAGCAGCACAAAGGAUAUUGAUGCUAACCUCUUAGCAGUACUACCAAAAGUUUCAGAAUUAAGAAAACUGUUUGAACCAAACAACCAAGAUUUUUUGGAAAUGAAAAGAAAAGAGAGAAUAGCUCGACGCUUAGAGGGGAUUGAAAAUGAUACACAGCCCAUGCUUCUGCAGAACUGCCCAGGAUCAGUCACACACCGUUUACUAGAGGAAGAUACACCAAGAUACAUGCGUGCAACUGAUCCAUACAGUCCCCACCUAGGAAGAUCAAAUGAAGAGGAGGAAACUUCAGAUUCUUCUGUAGAAAAGCAACCCAGAUCAUCCAGAUACCGAGCAGAAAUCACAGGAGGUAAUACAGAGCCCUCGUAUAGUACAGGAAACAUGGAUGUCCAGGAACUAGAGUCAAAAGCAGAAAGAAUAGCUAGAUACAAGGCAGAAAGGCGGCGCCAGCUGGCAGAAAAAUAUGGAUUAUCUCUUGAUUCUGAUUUGGAUUCUGACUACUCAUCCAGAUAUACACGGGCAAGGAGAGAUCCUGACAGCGUGGAAAGAAAGGGAAUGAGAAAUGAAAGGCAAGAUGAUGAAAACAAGGACUGUGGCUCCUUGUAUCUGUCAAGGACUGAGACAAAGGAGUCCAAGAGUGUGAUUUCUGAAUCCAAAGAGUACUCCAGCCAUGGAAAAGAUCGUAUUCCAGAUAAAGACCUCUCAAAUGAAAAGGGUGAUAGAAAAGCAGAUGAUGACAGUGCCAUUAGACAGGCUUCUGACCCUUCGGCAACCUUGGAUAGCUCUGUCUCCCUUUCAAUUUCUGGAAGAGAAUCUUCCUCCUAUAAUGAAGUGCCAAUAUCACCAAAGCAAACCCCUAGAGAGUCCCUUUCUUCACCAAAGCGGGCAGCCUCACCAAUCCAUAUGCAAAAUGACCAGCCCUUGCACAGUAACAUCAGACAAAGUGCAGGGAAAGCAAAACCUGAAUGGUUUCUUCAGAAAGAUUCGGAGGGGGACACACCUUCACUUAUCAGCUGGCCUUCCAGAGUAAAAGUUAGAGAGAAACUGGUCAAAGAGGAAAGUGCUCGAGGAAGCCCUGAACUUGUCACAGACAGAGUAUCUCAGAGAAAGUCCCAUCCAGUGCCAGCCCACUACAUGCCUCUUCAGACAGAAACGUCUGCCUUUGAUAGGGUUGUAAAUCAGCCCGUCAGCUCAGUCCGCCAACCAGUACAUGGCUAUAUUCAGCCUGCUGGCACUGCUCACACAGCUCAGCUGAUGGCAACAGAAGAGCCGGCAAACAUCUCUGUCGGCAGCCUCCUCCUACCAGACAAUGUCAGCCACUUAACAAAGCCAUCAGCAUCCGCUGCAUCAGAGAGUGAAAAGAAAGAGAGUUAUGGAUCAAAGCCUGAUGAAGGAGAUUCCUUGGAAGGUGAGCAGGCUUCCAAAGGCAGAAGACCAAUUUUGCCAUCUGAGAUUCGCAAGCAAGGGAAGAACCGUGAAGGCCUCUUUGGAGGAGGAGAAUUGGAUACCCCUGUGGGGAGUGCCUCUUUCACAAGCAAGCUAAAAGUUAACUCAGAAGUUCAGAGAGAGCUGGAAUGCAAUAAGAGGCAAGCUCCUGAGCAGCAGUUUAAGAACCCUGAGAACAUAGAAAGGAGUGAAGCUGUAAUGUACAUACAGAGUGGGUCUGUGUCGCAGCCUGCCAAGGCAAAAGCUCCUGUUUGGAAAGUGUCGACAGCAAAGCAUAAAGUCCUGACUCGCUCAAUGUCUGACUAUACUGUGACUCCUAAGCUAGAAGUUUUUAGAAGUAAGGAGAGCAUGGAAGCAGAUGCACCAAAUGGUGAGAUUGGCAUGGUUGACACAAAAGUCUCUGUUGCCCAGCUCCGUAAUAUCUUUCUGGAGACUGCUAACGCGAACAAGAAGUCGGAACUUGAAUCUCGGUUUGAGAAGUCAACAGCAGGCAGCACUUUGUCUGCCAAUGGUGACCGUGAAAGAGGGCCGCGAAGGCCGAGGCGCUAUUUUACUCCUGGUGAAAAUAGAAAGACUUCUGAGAGAUUUAAAACUCAACCUAUAACAUCAGCAGAACGAAAGGAGACAGAUAGGUCAAUUUUGAGUGCAGAGAUACCAGCUGCUGAAGACGAGGAAAAAUUGGAUGACCGAGCCAAACUAAGCGUAGCUGCAAAGAGGCUGCUUUUUAGAGAAAUGGAAAAAUCAUUUGAAAUGAAAAAUAUUCCUAAACCACCGACAAGAAGUUCAGCCGUAGAGAGAAGGCUGAGGCGUUUGCAGGAUAGAUCCCACACACAGCCCAUUACCAGCGAGGAAGUGGUCAUUGCAGCUAGUGAAUCUACCCCUGCUUCACGUUCUGUGAAUACCCACACAGUAGUGACAAGAGUACCUAGUCCCACUGUAGUUAAGAGCACUGUACAACCUAUCAGCUUGCAGGCAUCAGCACAUCAAAAAAUUUUAGCUAAAGAGGAGAUAAGAGCUGCCAGAGAGGCAAUGGGGCCAGAUCAGUCUGAUGAACCAGAUUCUUCCACCUUAAGCUUGGCAGAAAAGAUGGCUUUAUUUAACAAACUGUCUCAACCAGUAUCCAGGGCCAUAUCCACAAGGACUCGAGGAGAUAUUAGGCACAGGAGAAUGAAUGCUCGUUACCAGACUCAACCAGUCACUCUUGGAGAAGUUGAGCAGGUAAGUAGUGGAAAACUAACUCCCCUGUCAACUGCAGUUGCAACGUCUGUUUCAACAAUGGCAUCUGUCCUUUCUCCACUGUACUCUGGAGACCUGCAUGUGAAGGCAGCUGCUGAUGGAAGUGCAAGCAUUGCCACUAGAGCUGAUUUGAGAUUCCAGUCCUCGGCAGAAAACUUAGACUCCUCAGGAAAACGCACACAGAAGCCAGAACAGUGGCAGCCCCCAUUGGAAGCACUAGAAAUCAACAGAGCAUCAAAGAAGCAUGACGAAGAGAGAAGGAGGUUUCUAGCACAUGAAGCUAAUGAAAUUACAAAGUACAGCUCCUUUGAGGAAGAAACCACACAUCCUGUUUCUGAAAAAACAGGAGACUACCAUAAAGAGACAACACACAGCUUCCUUAGGAAGGGCAGCAUGGAACUGUUUAGUUCACAAGCACUUUUUCAGCCUCUUGAACAGAAGGAAAUUGAUACUCACACACAAGGUAAAUGGCAAGUCAGCCAGUCCUUUGAAGAAAAGAUAGAUUUGGAAAGAGUUAUGAAAAGCAAGACUUCGUGAAGAGCAGCUUACCACGCUGAGCCAACUUCUGAACUCACCAGCACAUCAGCAAUGAGGACAGUUUCAGAAACUGCAACUGCGGCAUCUUCUAGACUGCAGGAGCUCUCUGAACAACUGGAAGGCAAAUUUUAUAAGAAUUCCUGUGAGAUGUUUUCCGUUGGAGAGAACAAAGCACAAACAGCUGAGGAUAUCCUUGAUAAUUCCAGCAAAACUAUGUCAAUUAAGGAAAGGUUGGCAUUGCUGAAGAAGAGUGGUGAAGAAGAUUGGAAGAGCAGGCUCAGCAAAAAGCAGGAGUAUGCAAAAAUGUCUGUCACUGAUCGUAGCACUCAGAUGCAAGAAGUUGAGCAGCUGUUGAAGAAGAGAGUGGCAGAUAACCAGGAGAGUCAGAUGACCAUCGAAGAAAGGAAGCAUCUGAUUACAGCUCGAGAAGAAGCCUGGAAGUCCAAGGGUAAAGGAGCAGCCAAUGACUCCACACAGUUCACUGUAGCUGGCCGAAUGGUAAAAAAAGGAUUGGCUUCUCCAAGUGCCCUAACACCAGUAGCAUCCCCCUUCAGUAACCGCCAGAAGUCUAACACUCCAGUCACAAAGCCCUUGGAAGAAAUUGAAGCCAGGCCUGAUAUGCAGUUGGAAUCGGAUAUGAAGCUUGACAAGUUGGAGUCAUUCUUGGGAAGGCUGAAUAACAAAGUUGCUGGGAUGCAAGAGACAGUGCUGACAGUUACAGGGAAAUCUGUGAAAGAGGUGAUGAAGCUGGAUGAUGAUGAAACGUUUUCCAAAUUUUAUCGCCAUGUGGAUUUUCCUUCCUCCUCAGUGCCUUUGGAUCUUGAUGAGGAUUUUGAUGCCAUCUUUGAUCCUUAUGCACCAAAGUUGAUAUCUUCUGUAGCAGAACACAAACGUGCAGUUAGGCCUACACGCAGAGUCCAGUCCUCAAGAAACCCACUGAAAAUGCUGGCAGCAAGAGAAGAUAUUCUUCAUGAAUAUACUGAACAAAGACUGAAUGUUGCCUUCAUGGAGUCAAAGCGAAUGAAAGUAGAAAAAAUGUCUACAAACUCAAAUUUCUCAGAAGUAGCACUUGCUGGCUUGGCGAGCAAAGAGAACUUCAGCAACGUUAGCCUGCGGAGUGUCAAUCUAACAGAGCAGAACUCUAACAACAGUGCUGUGCCCUACAAGAAGCUAAUGCUGCUGCAAAUUAAAGGAAGAAGACAUGUUCAAACAAGAUUAGUUGAACCAAGGGCCUCAUCACUCAACAGCGGAGACUGUUUCCUGUUGUUAACUCCACAUUUGUGUUUCUUAUGGGUAGGAGAGUUUGCAAAUGUAAUAGAAAAAGCAAAGGCUUCAGAACUUGCAACUUUAAUUCAGACAAAGAGGGAACUCGGCUGUCGAGCUUCUUACAUACAGACUAUAGAAGAAGGAAUAAAUACCCACACCCAUGCAGCCAAAGACUUCUGGAAACUCCUUGGUGGACAGACAAAUUACCAGUCUGCUGGAAGUCCUGAAGAAGAUGAAAUGUAUGAAGCUGCAAUAAUAGAAACAAAUUGCAUUUACCGCCUGGUAGAGGAUAAACUCAUUCCUGAGGAUGACUACUGGGGGAAGGUGCCAAAAUGUACCCUGCUACAACCAAAAGAGGUACUGGUGUUUGAUUUUGGCAGUGAAGUGUAUGUAUGGCAUGGAAAGGAAGUUACUUUAGCACAAAGAAAAGUGGCAUUCCAGCUAGCAAAGCACUUGUGGAAUGGCACCUUUGACUACUCCAAUUGUGACAUAAAUCCUCUGGACCCAGGAGAAUGCAAUCCCCUCAUACCCAGAAAGGGACAAGGACGCCCAGACUGGGCUGUGUUUGGCAGACUCACAGAACAUAACGAGACUAUACUGUUCAAAGAAAAAUUUCUUGAUUGGACAGAGCUGAAGAAACUCAAUGAGAAAAAUUCCAGUGAAUCCCUUCACCAGAAGGAAGAAUCCAGAUCUGAUUCUAAACCAUAUGAUGUCAUGCUAAUGGUAGCUGUGCCCCAAACGACUGUAGGCACAGUGUUGGAUGGAAUUAAUAUUGGCCGGGGCUAUGGACUUGUCGAAGGAGAAGAUGGGAGACAAUUUGAAAUUAUCACUGCAUCUGUGGAUGUCUGGCACAUCCUGGAAUUUGAUUAUAGUAGACUGCCUAAGCAAAGCAUAGGGCAGUUCCACGAGGGAGACACGUAUGUGGUGAAGUGGAAGUACAUGGUGAGCACUACAGUUGGAAGCAGGCAAAAGGGAGAGCAACAAGUAAGAGCUGUUGGAAAAGAGAAAUGUGUGUAUUUCUUUUGGCAAGGAAGGCACUCCACAGUGAGUGAGAAAGGGACAUCUGCCCUGAUGACAGUGGAACUUGAUGAAGAGAGAGGAGCACAGGUACAAGUGCUUCAAGGGAAAGAACCACCAUGCUUCCUGCAGUGCUUCCAAGGAGGGAUGAUUGUGCAUGCUGGAAGAAGGGAAGAGGAAGAAGAAAAUGCACAAAGUGACUGGAGGCUAUAUUGCGUGCGAGGAGAAGUUGCCAAUGAAGGAAACUUACUUGAAGUAGCAUGUCACUGCAGCAGCCUGCGUUCCCGGACAUCCAUGAUUGUCCUCAAUAUAAAUAAAGCUCUUAUCUACCUGUGGCAUGGCUGCAAAGCACAGUCUCACACCAAGGAUGUAGGAAGAACAGCAGCCAAUAAAAUAAAAGAACAGUGUCCACUGGAGGCAGGACUGCACAGCAGCAGCAAGGUGACCAUACAUGAAUGUGAUGAAGGGUCGGAGCCCUUGGGAUUCUGGGACGCGUUAGGAAGGAGAGAUCGAAAGGCCUACGAUUGCAUGUUGCAAGAUCCUGGAAAGUUUAAUUUCACCCCCCGCCUGUUCAGCCUCAGUAGUUCAUCAGGAGAAUUCUCAGCCACGGAGUACGUUUACCCUUCAAGAGACCCUGCUGUCAUCAAUUCCAUGCCAUUCUUGCAAGAGGAUCUUUACACUGCCCCACAGCCAGCACUGUUCCUGGUUGACAAUCACCACGAAGUGUACCUGUGGCAAGGCUGGUGGCCUGUGGAAAACAAAAUUGCUGGAUCAGCUCGAAUCAGGUGGGCUACAGACAGGAAAUGCGCCAUGGAGACAGUGCUCCGGUACUGCAAAGGAAAGAAUGUAAAGAAGCCCCCAAAAUCCUAUCUAAUUCAUGCUGGCCUUGAACCUCUGACUUUCACUAAUAUGUUCCCAAGUUGGGAACACAGGGAAGACAUUGCAGAGAUCACAGAAAUGGAUGCUGACGUUUCUAAUCAGAUAAUCCUUGUAGAGGACGUGCUGGCCAAGCUGUGUAAAACAGUGUAUCCGCUAGCAGAUCUCCUAGCUAGGCCUCUGCCUGAGGGAGUUGAUCCACUGAAGCUUGAGAUUUAUCUUUCAGAUGAGGACUUUGAGGUUGCAUUAGAGAUGACAAGAGAAGAGUACAAUGCACUGCCAUCUUGGAAGCAGGUUAAUCUAAAGAAGGCAAAAGGACUUUUCUGAGUUGUGUUUAUUGGAGUGAGUACUAGAGGGAUGUCUGUUUUCACUUUCUAUGCCCUUCUGAAGAAUUGUACCCCACAUUUACAAAAUAAAUAGAAAUAAUCCAAAGUUAUUAGUGACUACCUAUCUGGAGGUGUGUAAUACUAUAAAAGGCCAAGAUAACUCUUUGGAAAUGGAAUUCAAUUUUAAUAGUUAAAGGUAACAUGUUUAAGCUCUACUCUCCUAUGCACUUAAAGAGUAGUUUCUUGAACUACUGCAGCAGGUGUCCUUUGGCUAUAAUCAAUACUUGCCAUUUUUGUUUUUGAAGAAGUUCUCUUUGUAAAGUGUUAUUUUGUUAGUUUGUGGAUUACAAAGAAUUUAUAUUUAUAUAAACACAUAGAACAAAUAUGUAUUUAACAAUGCAAUAUAUAUUCACUUUCAAGACUAUCAUGUCAAAACUACAGAAAAGUAGCUGGAUGGCAGUUGCUUUUACUGAAUUAGCUAUACUACCCAUAUGUAUCUCUUAUGCAUUCAUUCUGAAAAGUUUCUCUUUGCAAUAGGUAAUGAAUUGUUCUCAGUGCUGCUUCAGGUGCUAAACUGAACAAAGCGUUUGUAUUUAUAGCAUGGAUUUCUGGAGAAACUAUGCGAAUCAACCUUUAUACUUUAUUAUCCAAAAAUGUAUAGUGCCUUGUUUUUUGUGUACAGUUUAUAUACAAAAAAAAAAAAGGAUUGGUCUGCAUUUUGAAGAUGGCUUAGAACGAUCUCCUAUGUUACUUUUAUAAUGGUAGAAAUAAAAACAUCUCAGUUUCUAAUACUUGUUGUAAACAUUAAACAUGUCUUUUGUGAUAUAAGAACUGAAAGUAAAAGCUUCUGAAUAAACUCUUAGCAAUGC
Molecule: messenger RNA, 7674 nt
Organism: Chaetura pelagica (chimney swift)
Lineage: Eukaryota; Metazoa; Chordata; Aves; Apodiformes; Apodidae
Gene: SVIL
Product: supervillin
Biological process (GO): barbed-end actin filament capping; actin filament severing; actin polymerization or depolymerization
Cellular component (GO): cytoplasm; actin cytoskeleton
Molecular function (GO): phosphatidylinositol-4,5-bisphosphate binding; actin filament binding
Source: RefSeq, a predicted model, not a curated record